GCGACGCAUCUGGCUAAGUUUGAGUGAGUCCUUUGAGCCUCGCUGGACCCUCCGAGAACCCGCUGCCGCAACCAGGACUUGAACUUCCAGAGGACCUUUCCCAGCUGUGGCCACUUGCAGCGAAACUCGGUCAAUUUUCUUUCUCGGCCAUCAACCCCUCCAGACCAUCCACUCGAAUUCCAUCUCGCCCAUUGUCGCGAAGCUCGUCGCCGACAUCACCCUCCCCCUUUCAACACCACCAACACCACCACUUAUUUCACCGUUUGCCCCGCCCGGGAAAAGGCACCAGUCGCCAACAUGUCGCUCUCAAACUGCCGUUUCUACGAGGAGAAGUAUCCUGAAAUCGACUCCUUCGUCAUGGUCAACGUUAAGCAAAUCGCCGAUAUGGGCGCCUACGUCAAGCUUCUCGAGUACGACAACAUCGACGGCAUGAUCCUGCUCUCUGAGCUUUCCAGAAGACGUAUUCGUUCCAUCCAGAAGUUGAUCCGUGUCGGUCGCAACGAGGUCGUCGUCGUUCUCCGUGUCGACAAGGAGAAGGGUUAUAUCGAUUUGUCCAAGCGUCGUGUGUCCCCCGAGGAUAUCGUUCGUUGCGAGGAGCGUUACAACAAGAGCAAGAUCGUCCACUCGAUUAUGCGCCACGUUGCCGAGAAGACUCUCGUUCCCAUCGAGCAGCUUUACGAGACAAUAGGAUGGCCCCUCAACAAGAAAUACGGCCACUCGCUUGAUGCCUUCAAGCUUUCGAUCACUAACCCCGACGUCUGGAAUGACAUCCAGUUCCCCACCGAGGCGGUUGCCGAAGAGCUCAAGACCUACAUCAGCAAGCGUUUGACUCCCCAGCCUACCAAGGUCCGUGCCGAUGUUGAGGUCACUUGCUUCGGCUACGAGGGUAUUGAUGCUAUCAAGACCGCUCUCCGCACUGCGGAAGCUCGCAACACUGAGGAAACCCAGGUCAAGUGCAGACUGGUGUCCCCUCCCCUUUAUGUCCUUACCAACACCUGCUUGGACAAGAAUGCCGGUAUUGCCCGCCUUCAGGAGGCCAUUCAAGACAUGCGGACCAGCAUCGAGGCUGCCGGUGGCCACCUUGUGGUGAAGAUGGAGCCCAAGGCUGUCACCGAGUCCGAUGAUGCUGAGCUCCAAGCUCUCAUGGAGAAGCGUGAGCGUGAGAACGCUGAGGUCAGCGGCGACGAGAGUGUCAGCGAGUCCGACGAUAAUAUCCCCGAGACCGUCUAAAGCGCCUCUUUAUUUUGCAACCAUUCUUGAACGGAGCUAUCUUUGCAAGCUCAUUGGGAAUACUCGACACUAUUAUGAGGAAAGGUUUAGGGAUGCAUGUACACAGUUUUUGCGACACAGGGCUGGCGUCUAGGGGAUACAAAAGUCCUUCAGGCGGUAGAUGAAUCAACCAAAAGAUUGCAUCAAGCGUAUGCCUAAUGAACGUGAGCGAGGGACGAGGAUUAAUGAACUCAAGACUUGAUAUGGAUAGUCAUUUUAUGGAUGCACUUGGUGUACUAGGUAGAUCUAGGCGUUCGAGGAUAUGCAGCUACCGGGGCUGAUAAGCGAUCUCAUCGUUUUCUUAUCGCCGCCUGCCCGGGCAUGUGGCUGC
This is a messenger RNA of Neurospora tetrasperma FGSC 2508, 1600 nucleotides long. RefSeq names its product eukaryotic translation initiation factor 2 alpha subunit. Gene Ontology annotation, molecular function: translation initiation factor activity; ribosome binding; RNA binding. Gene Ontology annotation, cellular component: eukaryotic 48S preinitiation complex; eukaryotic translation initiation factor 2 complex; multi-eIF complex. Lineage: Eukaryota; Fungi; Ascomycota; Sordariomycetes; Sordariales; Sordariaceae. The record is from RefSeq and is a predicted model, not a curated record. The transcript is spliced from 4 exons. The coding region runs from base 298 to 1230 and encodes 310 amino acids.